Molecule: messenger RNA, 366 nt
Organism: Entrophospora candida
Lineage: Eukaryota; Fungi; Glomeromycota; Glomeromycetes; Entrophosporales; Entrophosporaceae
Source: the annotation of a GenBank genome assembly
AUGUCUGCUGUGAACCGUCGUACAAUUCGUACUUUGCGUGUGUAUAUGCGAUUACUACUUGGAUUACAACGUGCUCGAUCUGUUGCUUUAACAGAAGAUGAUGAUAUUGUUGUGAUGCAAAAUACAAAAUAUGAGUCACAAGACCCCUCUCUACUUACAACUUAUAAACGUAUAGCAAUUAAAGACAGUACAGUAAAAAUUCGUUUACACGCACCAACUCAAUUACUGGAUAAAUCUGUUUAUCGUAAUCCUAAAAACAUAAUAGUGUUAAAGACGAUGGUUUAUAAAGUAGAUACAAUGAAUGAUGCUGACAAAAGUUGGAAAUUCGGAAAUGCGAUUUAUGAAUACGAGAUUGUCACUAAUUAA